This is a messenger RNA of Aspergillus calidoustus, 648 nucleotides long. Lineage: Eukaryota; Fungi; Ascomycota; Eurotiomycetes; Eurotiales; Aspergillaceae. The record is from the annotation of a GenBank genome assembly.
AUGAUCGGAGAAUACCUUGGGGAAGGCGACCACGAAAACAUUGCUAUCAUGCACUCAUUCGUCGAUAUAAUGGAUUUCUCUAAACGACGUUUGGUGGAUGCUCUCCGCUCCUUUCUGCAACAUUUCCGGUUGCCGGGAGAAGCUCAGAAAAUUGAUCGUUUUAUGCUGAAGUUCGCAGAACGCUAUGUGACCCAAAACCCGAAUGCGUUUGCCAAUGCUGAUACAGCGUAUGUCCUGUCAUACUCUGUGAUAAUGCUCAACGUCGAUCAGCACAGUAGCAAGAUCAAGGGACGCCGAAUGACUCCUGAGGAUUUUAUCAAGAAUAACCGAGGUAUCAACGAUAAUCAAGACUUACCUGAUGAGUAUCUUACAUCGAUCUUUGAGGAGAUUGCCAAUAAUGAGAUCGUCCUCGACACUGAGAGGGAGCAAGCGGCGAACGCUGGCAUUCCCACAUCUGCUCCGGCUACAGAGCUUAUGGCUAUCUACUACGCCAUUGGCCUGGCAUUUUCAACAGCCAUGAAGAAUCAGAAUACCCCAGCGACGGAGAUUAACCUAGUAACCAUCCUCAGCGAUAGCAUGUCAGCACUGCAAGCCAUAGCAAAUAUACGGAACCAGUCUGGCCAAUGGAUCAUCCAGGCCAUCACCUAA